UACUUACAAAAAUGAAAGAAAAGUCAACAUUCUCGUCGUCUCCUCUGUCGCCCUUUCUUCUUCGUUGACUCGUCGUUUACCUGACGACUUACCGCCGUUCGCUCUCUUCGCCGUUGGUGCGCUAUAUCACGCUGCUUCAGGUCUCGUUGUCGUUCGUAAACAGUCUAAUUUACAGCAUUUAUAUCUGCUUGAGUCAGUAUACUUGGCUCAUGGGUAGAUUUUAUUUGAUCUUUUCUCGCACCUCAUAAGGUUCCAGAAGGGAAAACUUGGGAUAACUGAACUAUGCUUCUUCUAGAUGUGCAUUUAGUUUUGUAAAAUGAAGACACAAACCUGUGAAACCAACAUUCAUAACUGAUGAUGUCCGGAGGAAACUGAGUUUCUGAGCUUAUUGGGAUACACAAACAUAUAAGGAGAAACAAAACAUAUAUACACAAAAUUGAGCAAGGGUGAAGGGUCAUCAUCACAUAACUUAUAAUGGUUGUCCUCUCUGAAUUUUCAGAAGGAUCUUCAUCAUCUUCAUCAACUCAUGGUCAUAGAUACGACGUGUUUUUAAGUUUCAGAGGUCUCGACACUCGUAAUAGUUUCACUGCUUACCUUCAUAAGGCUCUUGUGGAUGCCAAUAUCACUACCUUCUUGGAUGAUGAAGAGAUUGAAACAGGGGAAGAUCUGAAACCAGAAUUGGAGAGUGCUAUUAAAGCAUCUAGGGCUUCUGUUAUUGUUUUGUCCAAGAAUUAUGCUAGUUCGUCAUGGUGCCUUGAUGAAUUAGUUAUGAUCCUUAAGCAACGUGUGAAAUCCAACCAAAUUGUCAUCCCCGUAUUUUAUCACGUUGAGCCGACCCAUGUCAGGAAACAACAAAGUAGCUUCGGAGAUGCAAUGGCUAAGCAUAGACAGAGGAUGGAGGCUGAGACAAAUGAAAAUAAAAGAAGUCAAUGGGAUCAAAAGAUUGAUCGAUGGAAUAAAGCACUUAAAGAAGUUGCUGAUUUGAAAGGGAAGGACGUAACCGGCAGGCUAGAGAUGGAAUUCAUUGAAGAAAUUGUCCAGGACAUCUACCAUAGAUUACGUUUACCCUUAAACAGUCCUUUGCCACUGCUUAUUGGAAUGGAGGAUUCCAUUACAUUGGUCACUUCAUGGUUGAAAGAUGCAUCAUCACAUACGACUGACAUACUCACUAUUUUGGGUAUGGGCGGGAUCGGGAAGACAUCUUUAGCCAAAUAUGUCUAUGGAUUACAUUGUCGUGAAUUCGAAACAAGCAGUUUUAUUGGAAAUAUCAGUAGGAGAUGUGAUGAAAAAUUUAGUGGGUUGCUUGAGUUACAAAAACAACUCUAUGAUGAUAUUUCAAAGGCACGUUCAAUCAAAGUUCAUGAGGUUUCUAUAUACACCUCAAAGAUAGAGAAUGUAGUAACUCGUAAAAAAGUGUUCCUAGUUCUUGAUGAUGUUGAUAGUCUCCAUCAGUUGGAUGCAUUACUUGGGAGCAAAGGUUUUCAUCCGGGAAGCAAAGUUAUAAUAACAACAAAAGACGCAUGGUUGACAGAGAGCUGUGCACUAUUUAAAACAAACGUUAAACCCAAUCAUGCAAAACACUUUCUUCAAGUCUUAGAUGAAACUCCAUCACGAAAACUAUUGUGUUUUCAUGCAUUCAUGUCCUACACACCCAAGGCAAAUUAUGAAGAGGUGACAGGAAACUUUGUGAAGUAUUGUGAAGGACAUCCAAUGGCUCUUGAAGUUUUGGGCAAGUCUUUACAUAAUCGAGAUGUAGCAUACCGGGAAGAUUGGAUAAAACAACUAACGAAAGAACCCGGUUCUCCUAUAGAUAAUGUUUUGAGAAUGAGCUUUAAUUCUUUGCCAUCAACAAACGAUAAAGAUUUGUUUAAGCAUAUUGGUUGCUUUUUUGUUGGAAAAGAUAGAGAUGUUACUGAAACGAUAUUGGAGGCAUGUAAUAUAAACAUAAGAUCUGGGAUCACAAAUCUUGUUGACAGAUGCCUUCUUAGUAUCGGAUCGAAUAACGAAUUGAUGAUGCAUCAAUUGCUUCAAAAUAUGGGAAGAUUCAUAGUACAUCAAGAAUCACCUCACAAGCCAUGGAAGCGAAGUCGAUUAUGGUGUCAUGAAGAGUCAUUCAAAGUAUUGAAACAAAAUAAGGGUACAGAAAAUGUUCUAGGCCUUGUCCUUGAUAUGCGAAUGCUUGAGAAAAAGAAGUUUCAUGCAUCAUUUGAGCUAAAAACAGAUGCAUUAAGUAACAUGGACAAUCUGAUGCUACUACAACUCAAUUAUGUGCAAACUACUGGGCCUUAUGAGAAUUUUUCAGAAGAACUAAGAUGGUUGUGUAUGCAUGGGUUCACUUUAAAGUCUAUACCUUCGGACUUGCCGAUGGAUAAUCUGGUUGCUCUUGAUAUGUCAUAUAGCAAUAUUGAAUCAUUUGGAAUUUGUUAUAGUAAUCCACAACGACUUCAAAAGAGGCAAAAGCUGUCAACUGGAUUUUUCUUAGAAGACAAAAGGUUGCCUCGAUCAUUGAAGAUUCUAAAUUUAAGUUUUUGUCAACAACUUCAUAGUCUGGGUGGCUUUGACCAACUCCCUGCACUUGAGAGGUUAAUACUUAUAGACUGCAUUGGUUUGCUUGAUGUUUGUGAAUCAAUUGAGCAAUGUGUUGAACUUGUCCAUGUUGAUCUGAGCUACUGCAACAAGCUUGAAAAUCUUCCAAGAAUCAUAGGCAUGUUAAAGAAAGUUAAAACACUAUUGAUAGAGGGUUGUAAUCUCAGUGAAUCUCGAAUCCAGGUUAAGGAUAUUGAUUCCCCUGAAAAAAGCAUAGUAAUCUUUUCCCCCGCCAUUCCAGAGGCUAUACCAACUUAUUCAAAAUUGUUUACCAUAUCUUUACCGAGAUCUUUAGUAAGCUUGUCGCUUGCAAAUAAUAACUUGUCGACCGAAUCCUUUCCCAUGGACUUCAGUAGCCUAUCUAUGUUAAAGGAAUUAUAUUUAGAUGAUAAUCCCAUCGUUUCUCUGCCCUACUGUGUUAAAAGCCUUCCUAAGCUUGAGUCACUUAGUAUGGUAAAUUGUAAUUUGCUAACGUCAGUCGAUCAUCUUCCACAUACACUAACAUAUUUGGACCUUCAUUCUAAUUCUAAUAAGCCUUUGCUACAAAAAGUUGUGUUUGAUCCUGACAUGUCCCCGCUCGAGUUGUCAGUAGACUGGAAGAUGUUUGCAACUUCGUCAUUUGAAUUUGAAGGCUUAAUCAAAAUCCAACCAAUGGCUGGUAUUGAUGAAAAGUUAUUACAUAGUUUGGGCUGGACUAAGCUAGACUUCCUUAAUGAAAGGCGUGUGCGAACUGAUGUUUGGUUUUCUGGACCAAAGGAAUCUGAAAUCCAGGUGUAUUAUGAAUUUGGAAUAUUCAGUACAAUUUAUGGAGGAGAAGAGAUGCCGAAUUGGAUUACGGAGAGAAGCAGUGGGCCAUCAAUAUCAUUUACAAUCCCAUCAUCUCCUAACACGUUUAGAGGAUUGAAUUUCUGUUGUGUGCUGACAUCUCAAUUUUUUCUGGAGGAGGGGUUUGGAUUUGUAGAUGAUGUACCUCUUAAUUUGCCGGUGAUCAUAAUUAGUAAUAUUACAAAGAACCUCACUUGGAUAUACAACCAUUACAUUGACAUAGUCUAUCUAAGUGGAAUGUAUUUGACGUUGUCAAGCUAUUGGAUGUUUGGGAUGAAUGAAAUGGAAUGUGGUGAUCACGUUACUAUUACUGUUAUCCUAAGGCAGAAACCAUAUGAUAUUGGUAGUGCAGUUACAAAGGAGUGUGGAGUGAGUUUUGUGUAUGAUGAUGGAAAAGAAGAAGAAGAAGAAGAAGAUGUGUUGGGUUAUUACAAAUCAUGGAAUCACAUCAUUGGUCGAGAUCUCACGGCAUUUCAGUCAACCACUGGAGAAUACAUCCUAAACAAAAUUCGAAUUGUGCUGCCUUAUGUUGAUAUGGAUAUACCAAAAUAUGACAGUUUGUGUGGAGAAGGCGCCUGUUUUAAAGAUGAGGUGCAGUUCAGAGCUUUCUCUUAAAGGAAGUCCAACUGACUUGAGGAUGGCCCCUAAGGUAAUAUGACUGCAGAAAUUCCUCUCAAGCUCCAUACAUAUGCUUGAUGUGCUUUAAAUUGAUAGAAACUUAUCAAGAUUCAAGCAAAAAAUGGAUUUGAUAGCUUGUCAAAAUAACUGGAAAGAUGAAUGCUAUCCUUUAUGUUUGUGUAGUGAUUUAUGUGCUUGCAGAAAAGUAAACAAAUGCACAAGUGGAUGUCUUAAUAUAUCAAAUAUUUCCAUGAAUAAUAAAUUUUGAUGGUUUUUAUAGGCUUAA
Messenger RNA from Lactuca sativa (garden lettuce), 4315 nucleotides. Its product is annotated as disease resistance protein RUN1. Gene Ontology annotation, molecular function: ADP binding. Lineage: Eukaryota; Viridiplantae; Streptophyta; Magnoliopsida; Asterales; Asteraceae. Gene Ontology annotation, biological process: signal transduction; defense response. The record is from RefSeq and is a predicted model, not a curated record.